This is a messenger RNA of Guillardia theta CCMP2712, 258 nucleotides long. RefSeq lists its product as hypothetical. The transcript is spliced from 5 exons. The coding region runs from base 1 to 258 and encodes 85 amino acids. NCBI's taxonomy places the organism in Eukaryota, Cryptophyceae, Pyrenomonadales, Geminigeraceae. The record is from RefSeq and is a predicted model, not a curated record.
AUGGAAAUGUCAAUGAGCAUGACGAUGAAGAUAGUUGAAUGGAUGAAAGGGCAACAGACUGUCACCUCCACAAAGCAGGCGCUAGUCACCGGCUUCAGCCUCCUCACGGGCCUGCUGGGAGGAGCAGCAACCGGGAUCAUCGCCAAGUUCGCCGGUAGAAUCGCACUGGCCGGCAGCUACUCCGACCAUGUCUUCUGGAUCGUUCCUGAUGACUUCACGCACAUCGGAGAGGUCGACGCUGAUGUCAAGGUUAUGUAA